This is a messenger RNA of Cyprinus carpio (common carp), 2480 nucleotides long. RefSeq names its product serine/threonine-protein kinase PINK1, mitochondrial-like. Gene Ontology annotation, cellular component: mitochondrion. NCBI's taxonomy places the organism in Eukaryota, Metazoa, Chordata, Actinopteri, Cypriniformes, Cyprinidae. The record is from RefSeq and is a predicted model, not a curated record. Gene Ontology annotation, biological process: regulation of apoptotic process; autophagy of mitochondrion; positive regulation of mitochondrial fission. Gene Ontology annotation, molecular function: ATP binding; protein serine/threonine kinase activity.
ACAGAAAGUGACGUCUCAUCGUCCAAUCAGCGUUACAUAAACACUGUCCUUAAUGUAGGGAGAAGUGUAAAAGUGAAAUUUAGUUCUCCAUUCGGCUCAAAAUGUCAGUGAAACAUGCUCUCAGUCGGGGGUUGGAGCUAGGGAGGUCGCUUAUCCAGCUGGGGCUCUUCAAACCAGCCGGCCGUGUGGCUGCGAAGUUCCGCGGUGAGCGGCUGCGUGUGUCCCGGCCGACCCGCACCGUCCAGCCGCAGACCUUCCUGCCCGGUCGGUACCGCUUCUUCCGCCUGUCUCUCAGCGGGCUGGCCGCCCAGCUCCAGUCCGGGGCUUUCAGGAGAGUGGCUGGAGGUGGUGCACCCAGAAACAGGGCUGUUUUCCUGGCUUUUGGGGUGGGCUUGGGGGUAAUUGAACAGCAGCUGGAGGAGGACAGGACAAGCGCUGCUCUGUGUCAGGAGAUACAGGCUGUAUUUAGAAAGAAGAAGUUCCAGACCCCCCUGAAGCCCUUUACAUCAGGGUACAAGUUGGAGGAUUACGUGAUUGGGAAACAGAUCGGGAAAGGUUGCAAUGCAGCAGUGUAUGAGGCAGCGGCUCCGUCCGGGGCCCCUGUGGAGAGCGGGAAGUAUUCACUGGUGGAACUGAACCAGAAAGAAACAGAUGAUGACAAUAAGAAAGCAGGAACGCUUAGAUUUCCUGCUACACCCAGCUUUCCUUUAGCUAUCAAAAUGAUGUGGAACAUUGGGGGUGGUUCAUCAAGUGAUGCCAUCCUUCGCUCUAUGUCCAUGGAGUUGGUUCCUGCAUGUCCACAGGCCCUAACAAAAGAGCAAGGAGAGAUUGCUUUGGAUGGCCAGUUUGGAACAGUGCCUAAAAGAAUGACCGCUCAUCCCAAUGUGAUCACAGUGUACCGGGCCUUCACUGCUGAGGUCCCGCUGCUGCCUGGAGCUCAGGAGGAGUACCCCGAUGUCCUGCCUGCCAGACUCAAUCCACAGGGUUUGGGCAGUAAUCGUACACUGUUCCUGGUCAUGAAGAAUUACCCAUGCACCCUGCGGCAGUACCUGGAGGUGUGUGUGCCGAACCGGAUGCAGGCGUCUCUCAUGCUGCUGCAGCUGCUGGAAGGGGUGGAUCACAUGUGCAAACAGGGCAUUGCUCACAGAGACCUCAAAUCAGACAAUGUGCUCCUGGAGUUUGACAGAGCCGGGUGUCCCAGACUGGUGAUCACUGACUUCGGCUGUUGUCUGGCAGAAGAUUUGGGCCUCAAACUGCCCUUUGACAGCCGGUGGGUUAACAGAGGGGGAAACACCUGUCUGAUGGCACCUGAGGUGGCCACAGCAGUUCCAGGUCCAGGGGUGAUGAUCGAUUACAGUAAAGCAGAUGCCUGGGCUGUAGGGGCCAUCGCCUAUGAGCUCUUCGGUCAGCCGAACCCCUUCUACAGCUCACAGGGGCUGGAGGGACGCACUUAUCAGGAAAAACAGCUUCCUCCACUUCCUGCUGCUGUACCUGAGGAUGUACAGCUAGUAGUGAAGCUGCUGCUAUGCAGAAACACUUGCAAGCGCCCCAGUGCACGUGUGGCUGCUAACAUGCUGCACAUCAGCCUGUGGGGAAAGCGUGUGUUGGCCAGCUUGGAUCAGGCCAGAAUGGAUCAGCUGACUGACUGGCUGCUGUGUCAGGCUGCUGUGGUGCUGCUGAAGGGUCGAGGCUCCAGCGGGAGCUCCGUGGAAGCUGAACUCCAGAGAUGCUUCCUCGCCAACAUAGACCUGGAGGAUCUCCACACUGCGGUCAGCUUCCUCAUGUACGGACAUGAGCAGUGGAAAUCCCUGCUAGCACACUACACUGAGCCAUAGUGUCUGUGAAUGUGAGUGAGUGAGUGUUUACUGGAGAAACAAGCACAGCUCAGUACCAAUUAUUUUUAGUAGACCGUGGAAGCACUUUUAUCUAUCACUGACAUUUUGAUAGUAUGGCAUUUGCACUUUACACUAUACAUUAAGAAUACUUUAUGCUGUUAGUGACUCUUUAGGAUAACAGUUUAAACCAAGUACAAAUUCAUGCAUAAUUUAAUGCAUUAAUAUCCACAGUAUAUCACAGUUUAAUGAAUAUUGCUUAAAAAAGAAGGCAAAUCAAUGCAGAAUAAAUUAUACUGUUGAUGUUUUUCUGACAGGAUAUUCAAUACAAAUUUGAUUUUAACUUUUGGUAACAGAUUGCAUCAUGAAAUGUGUGUGUUACCAGAACAGAGUUGGUUGGAGAGGCUGAAAAAGUAAUUGGGAUUUCUGAUGUAAAUUCAGAGAUAGAGCAAGUGAUUAUUUUUGGAGAAGUUCACUAUGACAGUCUUUGGAAGAACAUGUUCAGAUGAAUUAUAUAGUAAGACCAGUCAUUGUGCAUGUGCAUUAAAAGUAAACAGGGUGACUUUUGAAUGCAUGCUGACUUCAUUGUAUAUAGGCUGGAAAUUACUGAAAAGCCAAAAAUAAUAAAGAAUUAGAAUAGUAUUGAAA